AUGGCAUCGGCUCGCGCGCUCAUGGACUUAAACGCCGAACACGGCACGUCUGAAUUGAAGGAGGGCAUGCGCUUCAGCUCCGGCACAGACGCGACCUAUUUCAUGCAGGACUACACGUACAAUGCCAACACACGCUGUUGUGUUAAAAGCAGUGGAACAAUGAAGACGUACACUUGCAGCCACGACAAAAAAGCCAAGCCCAAAGGGGCCGUCUCGAAUGACGAGGGAGAGACAACUGUCAUCUCCUCGGUCGACGACAGGAGUAUUCCCGGUGAUGUGUGUGGAUGGGAGGUUCGCGUCUCGAUGAAGAGAGAGCGUGGUGGGCCUCAGCUCUUCUGGGUUUCGUAUAUUAACGACUUGCACAGCGACUUGUGUACGUCAACUGCCAAAGUUACCAAACGCCAGCUCACCAAACUAGCCACACUUCGUGCCGCGGUGUUGGGCGACCGGAAGGUUAAGGGCAAGGCACUUGUAGCGAUGCUUCAAUCUCGAGAUGGAGUCAACAUGCAGUUCAGCAGAUCACGUUAUAUCGUGCUAAAGACGCUAUCGUCGAUUCUGCUGAUGAUGCUGCUGCAUGUGCGUCAUGUGGAGGUGAUGGAGCUUCGUGUCACCUUGCCAGCUCGAAUGGCGUUCUAA
Messenger RNA from Phytophthora sojae, 636 nucleotides. RefSeq lists its product as hypothetical. NCBI's taxonomy places the organism in Eukaryota, Oomycota, Peronosporomycetes, Peronosporales, Peronosporaceae. The coding region runs from base 1 to 636 and encodes 211 amino acids. The record is from RefSeq and is a predicted model, not a curated record. The transcript has 2 exons.